Thermothielavioides terrestris NRRL 8126 is the source of this 1131-nucleotide messenger RNA. Its product is annotated as glycoside hydrolase family 61 protein. Gene Ontology annotation, biological process: carbohydrate metabolic process. The record is from RefSeq and is a predicted model, not a curated record. Gene Ontology annotation, molecular function: cellulose binding. Lineage: Eukaryota; Fungi; Ascomycota; Sordariomycetes; Sordariales; Chaetomiaceae. Bases 94 to 1074 code for a protein of 326 amino acids. The transcript is spliced from 3 exons. Gene Ontology annotation, cellular component: extracellular region.
UCAAAUCGAUGAUCUCUCAGAUGGCGCUGCUGGGGUGUUCUGCGCUUUUCCAUCCUCGCAACCUGGUAUCCCACUAGUCCAGCGUUCGGCACCAUGAAGUCGUUCACCAUUGCCGCCUUGGCAGCCCUAUGGGCCCAGGAGGCCGCCGCCCACGCGACCUUCCAGGACCUCUGGAUUGAUGGAGUCGACUACGGCUCGCAAUGUGUCCGCCUCCCGGCGUCCAACUCCCCCGUCACCAAUGUUGCGUCCGACGAUAUCCGAUGCAAUGUCGGCACCUCGAGGCCCACCGUCAAGUGCCCGGUCAAGGCCGGCUCCACGGUCACGAUCGAGAUGCACCAGCAACCUGGCGACCGGUCUUGCGCCAACGAGGCUAUCGGCGGCGACCACUACGGCCCCGUAAUGGUGUACAUGUCCAAGGUCGAUGACGCGGUGACAGCCGACGGUUCAUCGGGCUGGUUCAAGGUGUUCCAGGACAGCUGGGCCAAGAACCCGUCGGGUUCGACGGGCGACGACGACUACUGGGGCACCAAGGACCUCAACUCGUGCUGCGGCAAGAUGAACGUCAAGAUCCCCGAAGACAUCGAGCCGGGCGACUACCUGCUCCGCGCCGAGGUUAUCGCGCUGCACGUGGCCGCCAGCUCGGGCGGCGCGCAGUUCUACAUGUCCUGCUACCAGCUGACCGUGACGGGCUCCGGCAGCGCCACCCCCUCGACCGUGAAUUUCCCGGGCGCCUACUCGGCCAGCGACCCGGGCAUCCUGAUCAACAUCCACGCGCCCAUGUCGACCUACGUCGUCCCGGGCCCGACCGUGUACGCGGGCGGCUCGACCAAGUCGGCUGGCAGCUCCUGCUCCGGCUGCGAGGCGACCUGCACGGUUGGUUCCGGCCCCAGCGCGACACUGACGCAGCCCACCUCCACCGCGACCGCGACCUCCGCCCCUGGCGGCGGCGGCUCCGGCUGCACGGCGGCCAAGUACCAGCAGUGCGGCGGCACCGGCUACACUGGGUGCACCACCUGCGCUUCCGGGUCUACCUGCAGCGCCGUCUCGCCUCCGUACUACUCGCAGUGCCUCUAAGCCGGGAGCGCUUGCUCAGCGGGCUGCUGUGAAGGAGCUCCAUGUCCCCAUGCCGCC